CGUUCCUCCAAUCCCCGCAUAUUGCCAGAUCAGUCUCUUCAUACAUCAUUUCAUCCUCCCCACUCACACAUCAUUUCCAUCAUGUUUGCCCUCCGUCGCACUGCUCUUCCUGCCUUUUCCUUGGCUCGUACUUAUGCCACCAGCGGUAACGUUUCUACCCUCUUGUUGGUUGAGCACAAGGACAACAAGGUUGCUGCUUCGACCUUGAACGCCCUCACAGCUGCUUCCAAACUUGGCGGUUCCAUCACUGCUCUCGUUGCCGGUAAUGCUCCCGACACUGUCGUUAGUGAGGUCGCAAAGCUGUCUGGUGUCUCCAAAAUCUUGGUCGCCAAGAGUGAUGCCUUCACACAUGCCUUGCCUGAAUCUCAUGCCACCCUCUUGGUCGAAACUCAGAAGAAGCAUGGUUUCACUCACUUGGUUGCCUCUCACUCUGCUUUUGGCAAGAAUGUCAUGCCUCGUGCUGCCGCCAUUCUCGAUGUUGCCCAGGUUUCUGACAUCACUGGUGUCGAGAGCGCCGAUACCUUUGUCCGUCCUAUCUAUGCCGGUAACGCUAUUGCAACUGUCAAGUCUAACGAUGGAAUCAAGGUCAUUACUGUCCGUAACACUGCCUUCCCAGCUGCUGGUCAACAGGACUCUGCUGCCUCUCAAGAGGAUGCUCCCUCAAUCUCUGCAGACAAGAACUUGGCCGAAUUUGUCAGCGAGCACAUGCAAAAGUCUGACCGUCCUGAACUUGACUCUGCUACCCGUGUUAUUGCUGGAGGCCGUGGCAUGAAGAAUGGCGAGAAUUUUGGAAUGCUUUAUGAAUUGGCUGACAAGAUCGGUGCUGCCGUUGGUGCUUCCCGUGCUGCCGUCGAUGCUGGAUAUGUUGACAACUCUCUUCAGAUCGGUCAAACCGGAAAGAUUGUUGCCCCUGAGCUCUACAUCGCUGUUGGUAUUUCAGGCGCCAUUCAGCACUUGGCUGGUAUGAAAGAUUCCAAGACGAUUGUUGCCAUCAACAAGGACCCAGAGGCACCCAUCUUCCAGGUUGCUGACUAUGGUCUUGUCGGCGAUCUGUUUACUGCUGUGCCUGAGUUGACCAAGAAGUUGUAAAUAUAAGAAAGAGGACUGGGAUUGUUAGACAUAAAUUAAAGAUAAGGAAGGAGAAAAUAAAAUGGUUGGACCUGUUAUAGAUUAUUCACUUACAAAUCUUUGCAUACAACCAUAUUGAAUGAUACGCGGAUCAAAUCCAAAAGAUUAUUAAAGAGGACGGUUGGAUGAAUAUUAUGGAACUCUUGGCCUUCUGAAUCCUCGCCAUGUGCAAUCUCAUAGAAAGUUAAAAUCGAAUUAUUA
This is a messenger RNA of Lobosporangium transversale, 1329 nucleotides long. RefSeq lists its product as hypothetical. The transcript has 6 exons. Lineage: Eukaryota; Fungi; Mortierellomycota; Mortierellomycetes; Mortierellales; Mortierellaceae. The coding region runs from base 82 to 1089 and encodes 335 amino acids. Gene Ontology annotation, molecular function: electron transfer activity; flavin adenine dinucleotide binding. The record is from RefSeq and is a predicted model, not a curated record. Gene Ontology annotation, cellular component: mitochondrion.